CUCAGGAAAUGGGGGAAGAGGCAGAGCAGAUGUUCAAAAGGAUUAGCAGAUUGUGGAAAAAAGGAGGAUUUGGACAGAAGGAACCUGUUGCAUAAAUUCUUAACUACUAAACUUGUAGGAAAACUCCAAUAUUUAAAAUUUUAAACAAAGCUAUAUAGGUAAAUACCUUCAUAAAAGAAAAUGUCAUUUUUGUACUUAAAAUGCACAUAAUUUAAAAAACCAUGAAGGUGCUAACCUCUUUCUCUCUGUGGUAGCUGCUAAACUUUAAGGAAUACUUUUUGAUACAGUUUGUUACAUUUGAUGAUGAUGAUAAUGUGGUUGUUUGAGUUAAAGGAAACAGUAAAAAUAAAUUUGAAAGCACAGUUCUGGAUGAAACAGCAGUAUCCUUACAUUAUUUUUUAAUCUCAGUUUUCAGUUUAAAAGUUAAGAUCUUAUGAUAAUUUGAAGGCUGGGUGGGAAAAUUAGGGCAACUUAUUAAAAUUAUCACACUUCUGCUUUUUUAUUUUAAAGGUAAAGAGUAAAUUGCAUUGUCAUAUAUUUGUACCUCAGGUCUAUUGGUAGUUUCUGGUUUUUGUCAUUUGAAUAACUUGAUUUCUCUUUUUUUUUUUAAGACCAAAGUAUUUUUGAGUUUAAAAUUUUGGAGGUUUUCACCUGUCUUUCAAAAAAAAAUUAAUUGUACUCCAUAAAAAAUCAAGGCAAAUUUAAUUAGUAUGUAUCAAAUGUUCAGUUUGGUCAUGUUGACUAUCACUUGUUACACGGGAGGCAGUUUGUGACUCUAGGGUGCAAUGGAUGAUGCCUUGAACUUGGUAACAUUAAUAAGAAAGGAUUGUAAUUGGCUUAUAUUUACUUCAUGUUUAUAUCAAUAGAUGUGCUUGGGGUUUCUUUUUUCCUUAAAUAAUGGCUGGUAAUUGGUGUCAAUAGAAUUCAGUUUUCUGUUACUUUAUUUUUAGGUUUAAUCUAUGGAAGUACUAGAUUUAGAACAGUAUUUUUUACAUGUAAUAAUCUAUAUUAAUCCUCCACCUAUUAUUUAGCUUUAAAGCAUUUUCUUUGGCUAUAUUAAGCUAAGUGUUUUAUAAAAAUCAUUUUUAGUUACCUCUUUUUGCCUUUUUCUUCUAUGUCUUUUUUCCUUUUUGAUUUAAUUUUCAAUUGGCUUCUAUAGCUCCAUACUUUAUGAAUGAAUCACAUGAUUUACAAAAUUGUGAUUAAUGUGUUGACUUUAAAUGAGUAAUAUUAAAUUUAUUGGCACAUGUCCCUGUUUUUAGUGAUAUUUCACCUGUGUUGUGAUGUAUAGUACAUGAUUCAGUUCAUGAAUAUAUUGCGAAAACAGGUUAUAAAACUACUCCAAUGUAUUGUUCUUUUAAUAGCCAGUGUUAAAACUCUUUAUCAAAUUUUAAUGGCCAGUGUUAAAACUUCUUUAUUAAAUUUUUAUUCAUAAAAGUUUUCCUCAAUGGAAUAUAAAUUCUUUAACUUGAUAGGAACAUUUAUCAAAAAAUUUUCGGACCUCAGGGUCUGAUUACUAAUCUUUUCAAACGUAAACCACAUGGCUUGCUUUUUAAAAGUCAUGUGGUAAAUGGAUUAGAUGUUUUGGUAAAUGUAUUUUGUCCAACAUAUCUUUUUUAUAUUUUCCUACUAUAUAUAAUAUAAAGUGCUUUACUUCUAAGAUUAAAAUAAUAUAUCUAAUAAUGCUUGUACAGUGACUUAACACUGAAAUAAACACAUCCCUGGGCAUGGGAAUAUUUUUCCAAGAUAUAAAGGGGCAUUGAUAAUUUUAAAACUAUCAGUUUCCAAGUCUGUUUCCUUUUGUGCCUUUUCUUAAAAUUAAUCUGUCUUUAGUCCAGUUUUCCCCACAUUUUCCAAAAGAAAGGCAUACUUCUCAUGUCCCAAAUUUUACUGUGGUGCACUGCUUCAGGUUGUAAAAACUUCUUGGGCACCAUCAGAAGACAACAUUUUGAAAGACUAGUUAUGGUAUUGAUGAUGUGAAUUACUGUAAUCACUAUAAUGCCUGGGAACAAAUCUUAUAUACCAGGUUGUUUCCAGUGUUUUGGUUUCAGCAAAAGGGAAGAGGAUCUGAUCAAGUUGUUAGUUAAUAAGAACAUUAAGUGUCUAAUUUUUGAAGAUAUAUUUUACUGUGUGACCUUUGUGUGUAAUGAGAUAAAUGUGCAGAGGAUUGAGUGACAUUGUUAUAACAAAACCUUUCUUAUUUCCAUCUACUCAUCUGUUGUCAGCAAGAUUUCUCAACUUUUACAUCUGCAAAAAUUCAAAAUAAGAGAAUUAAACUUCUUAUUCUACCAAUUAAAAUAUCCACUGAUAGAUGAAUUAAUGUAAAAUCAGUUAUUAUUUUAAAAAUAUUCUAAAGGAAGUUUUAUAAUUAUUGUGGGGAAUAAUUAACAAAUAAACAUUUUUCCUUUAACUUUAUAUGAAAAAUUUCAAGUGUAACACAAAAUAAACAGUAGUAUAACCAGCCCCCAUCCACCCAUUCCUGGCUUCAAUUAUCAUAACUUUUGUUCCUUUACCCCACUGUAUCCCACUACGGGAGAAAUGAUUUUUUUUUUUUUUUUAACAGCUGUUUUGCUUUGGCGGGAUGGUACAGGGGUAGGAUUUACUCUAGGUUAUUUGGUAUGUGUAUGUGUGUUUUUUUCUAACAACUGUGCAAAUUUUCAUUCUGUAAAAUUUUUAGAAUGAUAUGACAUAAUGAUUACUAGAUUCUACAUAUCCCUGGGGUACAUGAAACCUUUACAAGAGAUGACAGGGGCAAAUACAUCUUAUCAGCUUAAAUGGUAUUUCUAGGUAAAUAAUAAAAAGAAACAUUAAUCAAGUACUUUUAUGAUUAAAUGGGGAAGUUUUGAGUAGAGAUUUUCUUGAGUCAACACAGUCAUUCAGAUAUUUUGCCUAUUUACAUAAUCUGCCAGAACAUUUCAGAUAGUUUACACAAAAUCUUAUAUGAUGUUAGACAUUGACAAAUAUCAGUUGUUUCUUUAAAAUAUCAGUUGUUUCUGAAAAAUAGCAUAGAAGUAAAACCUAAUUGUACAUUAAUUUAGUAAGCUGCAAUGUAGAUCAAGAAUGUGACUAUAGUCGAGUUGAGACAGUUUUUGUUAUUUAGUUUUUUUAAAAAAUUAAACAUGACAGCUAAACAAAGAAAGUACAGUUUAGAUCAGAGAAUGAAAGUUCAAUAUAAUUUGUUUAUUUUACAUUGAUUAAUUGUAUAACCAGUAAUUAUCCAUGUGAUAUCCCAAUGCAAAUGCUGACAAUUUUUUCCAAAGGAGUUGUUUUUUGUGCUUUCUCAAAGGUUGAAAAGGUUUUUGUGGUUUAAAUGUUGUUACAUAUUUUACAGCAUUAGGAUCUAUGGAAUAUUUUGACAACUGCAACAGUUCAAUGAAGUUGGUAAUUUCUUCUUUUAAUUGUUUUUCAUUGAACAGCUUUGGAGUUACAUUUCUACAUUUUGAUUUCUGGUGUAUUAUAAAGAAAGAAAACUUAUAAUAUGUCAAAGGACACUUUAGAGGAAAUACAUAGAUAGUGAUUACAGUAUGGCUGUAACUAUAUUAUCCUUAACUUGUUUAAGCUUUGUUAAUUCCUGAUUUUGAAGAAAUAGUGUGGUGGUCUUUCCAGCUACUGAUUUGUAUAUGUGAUUGCACAUUCUUUCUCAAAUAAGUUGAUUUGUUAAGUUUUCAGAUUAUCAGCCACAUCCUAAUCCACUUGUACGGGGGAGAAUGACCCCGGCUUUAUUCAAUUAAAUAAUACUCUGGUACUUCCCCCAUCCCCUUGUAAUAAAACUUUAAAUUUAUUGUUUUGGGUUUUUUUGAUGGCAAAGUUAAAAUUUUCCAGUUUUCAAAUUUUAGUUGUCAAAUUACUUCAUUUUAAACUUGUUUUAAAAAUUAGAGAUGUAUUGUUUCUUUUGGGUGCAUAUCACCAAUUAAUACGUUUGAUUUCAGAUCUACAACUUACUGCUUUGUAAACUUCGCCGAGCAAGGAGUGAAUAAUGCUGAAAAAUUUGACUAUGUAAUGCAGUUUUUGAAUAAGAUGGCUGGUAAUGAAUAUGUUGGAUUCAGUAAUGCAACGUUUCAGUCUGAAAGAGAAAGUGGAGAUCGAAAUUUUGCAAUAGGAUAUUACUUAAAGGAAAAAAAGUGUUUCCCAGAAGGCACAGACAUGGUUGGUAUAUUGGACUUCUAUUUCCAGCUAUGCUCCAUUGAAGUAACUUGUGAGUCAGCUAGUGUGAUGGCAGCAACACUGGCUAAUGGUGGCUUCUGCCCAAUCACUGGUGAAAGAGUACUGAGUCCUGAAGCAGUUCGAAAUACACUCAGUUUGAUGCAUUCCUGUGGCAUGUAUGAUUUCUCAGGGCAGUUUGCUUUCCAUGUUGGUCUUCCUGCAAAAUCUGGAGUCGCUGGGGGCAUUCUUUUAGUUGUCCCCAAUGUCAUGGGCAUGAUGUGCUGGUCUCCUCCUCUGGACAAGAUGGGCAACAGUGUUAAGGGAAUUCACUUCUGUCAUGAUCUUGUUUCUCUGUGUAAUUUCCAUAACUAUGAUAAUUUGAGACACUUUGCUAAAAAACUUGAUCCACGAAGAGAAGGUGGUGAUCAGAGGGUAAAGUCAGUGAUAAACCUUUUGUUUGCUGCAUAUACUGGAGAUGUGUCUGCACUUCGAAGGUUUGCUUUGUCAGCCAUGGACAUGGAACAGCGAGACUAUGAUUCUAGAACGGCACUCCACGUAGCUGCUGCAGAGGGUCAUGUUGAAGUUGUUAAAUUUCUCCUGGAAGCCUGCAAAGUAAAUCCUUUCCCCAAGGACAGGUGGAAUAACACUCCCAUGGACGAAGCGCUGCACUUUGGGCACCACGACGUAUUUAAAAUCCUGCAGGAAUACCAAGUCCAGUACACGCCUCAAGGAGAUUCCGACAAUGGAAAGGAGAAUCAAACGGUUCAUAAGAAUCUCGAUGGACUGUUAUAAUAGUCUUAAGCCCAAGAUUUAAAUCACUUACCUAUGUAAUUGUGGAAAAUGAUUAUGAAGAACGUGUGUAUUCCUAUCUGGUAGUGAUGUAUAUUUUACAACAUUGGUCAUUUCAGUGUUACUGGAGUUUCUUCAUUGUGCGCACAGGACAAAUCUGAUCUCUUUGGGAAAAAAUAGAAAUAAAACAAUCUCCCUACAUAAUGUGAGCAAUAUUUACCUCGUGCAUUGUAUAAUUUGAUGUAAAAGAUACAUUUACCAAUGCUAGCUUUACUGUGUGGUCUUCAUGAUUUUUGUGUAUUUUGUGAAUUUUACAGUUUAUGGUGAUGAUCUACUGAUAUGCAUUUACAAAUUAAACUCUAUUGUACAGUUUGUCCAAAUGGGUCAAGGCUACCUUUAGGCAAGACAGUGUAAUUUUCAUGACUUCAAAUACAGAUUUAGUUUGAGUGAACAACUAUAUGCACUUAUGGUUAUGAGUUUAACAUGUCCCCCAUCACCCUAGCUUCAUGAUGUGACUCUAAAAAUUAUAAUAGUUAACAACUGUUAGUAGGAUAGACCAGAUCUGAUUAGACUUUAUCAGGGAAUCUGUUUAAGGUAUGUUUGGUGACCAAAACAUAUGUGUGAAUGUAGUUAAAAUAUUUUGGAAAGAAUUUCCUUUUUCUAUAUCCCCUCAGACCAGUUUCUUUUCCAGACAUUUAGCUUUUUGCCUUUCCUUUAGCUGGGAAAGCGGGUGCUGGCAUACUAUGCGGUUUUCAUGUUUUCCACAAUAAAACAGAAAAUGCCUCCUGUAUCUGGCAUCCGAGCUGUAACUAUGCCAUUUGUCUACAGGAGAUGAACCAGAGACAAAUUACUAAGCUAAAUACAAAUUAGUCCAAUUCAUCAGCCAAUAAAAGGAAGGGAUGUGCUCCGACAGCUCUUUAAGAAGAUAUUUUUCAGCUUUCAGGAUAAAUUCAGACAUGCUCUAAGCUACCAAAGUUAUUAUGAAGGUAUGGGAACUGCUACAAAUAACAUUUGUUUUAAAACCUGUCAUUAAAAGUCUGCAUCAAGGUAUCUAUUCUGUUUAGGGGAUCACUAGAUCGCUCCUGUUUUCUCCUGAUUUUCUACUGUAUAUUUUUGGUGGACUUUACAGUUCAAUAAUAAGAAAAAGCUAUUUAAAAUCAAAAUCCAUCAUUUUUCUUGGGGAGAAACUGCACAUAUACAUUAUCCUGUCAUACCUCAGAGGUAUAAAAGGGUAUGUUAAUGAGGAUUUCUGAAAUUAAAUACACACACACAAAUGGACUUCUCUGAAGCUGUGUUUAGUGAAAUGAGCAGAAUCCUCAGCUACGUAAAUGCUGGCUGUUAUGUUAAUAUAACAAAUCCCUUUUUCUUCCCCUUUCUGUCAGCACACACUGCUGCUUCCAGGCUAUGUCAUGCCCAGUGGCUCCAAUCCCACUCCAGCGGCCUCCAAAUAUUUCAAUUACUGCUCCCAGUCUAAUCAGUAACUUCUGCCAUUAUACCCUUAUUGCCUAGGCAGCACCUCGGUAGGUGGAACAAGGCGAGUGUUCCUUAACAGAGCUGCAUCAGGCACGAUGCCACUCUCAAGUUUGUGCUGCUGUUUGGAGUAUGGUGGGUGGGCGUUCCUGCCCCAUGGGUCUAUCAGACAUGUAGACAGGUAGUAUUUGUAAAGUGCUGCAGAGGAACAGCAUUAUUCCCAAAGAUAUCAUGGGGUAGACACUCUGUAAUUGCAAUGAUUUUAAAUAAUUGGUCCAACAGCAGCCUGCUCUGUGUAAUUUAAAUGAAACAUUAAGAUAGUUCAGUUACAUGACUUGAAUGACUUUGAGACGUGACUGCCAAUGAUUUUGAGAAUUUUUGUUCUGUUACUUGGGAACAAAGCGUUUUCAUUUUUUCUCAGAUCAAGACUAUUCUGUGCAAUCUUUGUGGUUUAGUUAAAUGUGCCCUUAUUUACCCAUGAUGUUAUUUAUGACUGUAGACUGGGUCUUGCUCUGCUAUUUGCUAUUGGCUGGUAAUAAUAAUGAACACGUUUCACUUAAAUGCUUUUAACUCUGCUGUUAACUGCUGCCAUCAGUAUGCUCCAAAGAUCUUUUUAUUCUGGCUUUAGGAUCAUAUGUGCUUUUUCAGUACCACAGAGCUCUAUAUGGUGGUGUUUCUUUAAAGCUUUGUAUACACUGUUGUUUUUGCUGGUCUCCGUUCUAAUGAUCUCAUCUCUUGAGUGUAAUGUGCUAUACCCCACUGCUGCCCAUCCUGCCCUUCAGCUGCAGAACUAGAUCAGCUAUUGACCAUUUGAUGCUGUUAUCUGCCUGGCAGGAACUGAAUGACCUGAUGCUGGAUUUAGGUUCUUUCUGGGGAUUGUACAGUUAUGAAUGUAUUUGCUUCCAGAACCUCCCAAAGUGAAUCUAAUCUUAAAACUGUAAGUUGUAAGUAUUCUGAAAUUGGAAAAUAUUUAUUUUAAUUGAAAUCAGGUAGUGUUGCUUUUUACAGCUUAAUAAAUACAUGUAUCAAAAAACCAAAAA
Messenger RNA from Odocoileus virginianus texanus, 7442 nucleotides. It is a transcript of the gene GLS, whose product is annotated as glutaminase. The record is from RefSeq and is a predicted model, not a curated record. Gene Ontology annotation, biological process: L-glutamine catabolic process. Gene Ontology annotation, molecular function: glutaminase activity; protein binding. Lineage: Eukaryota; Metazoa; Chordata; Mammalia; Artiodactyla; Cervidae.